GGAUUCAGUCCUGAUUCUUGACCUCCCUAAAAUAAAACUUUAUUCUAACUUCAACUGUUCGGGUGUAAGCAUCUAAAUCUUACAUAUUACAAUUCAAAAGUAGUUUUUCCGAUCUGGCAUUUUUGCGUUCGUUCACGAAUUCGGCAAAAAUGUCGUUGCCACGAGUGUUCUUCGACAUUACCGCUGGAAAUGAGAAGCUGGGACGCAUCGUCAUGGAGCUGCGCUCGGAUGUGGUCCCGAAGACGGCCGAGAAUUUCCGGGCCCUGUGCACUGGCGAGAAGGGCUUUGGCUACAAGGGCUCUCCCUUCCAUCGCAUCAUACCCAACUUCAUGUGCCAGGGUGGAGACUUCACCAAUCAGAACGGAACCGGCGGGCGUUCCAUUUACGGCAACAAGUUCCCCGACGAGAACUUCGAGCUGAAGCACACUGGACCGGGCAUCCUCUCUAUGGCCAAUGCUGGGGCCAACAGCAAUGGAUCGCAGUUCUUCAUCUGCACCAGCAAGACCAACUGGCUGGACAAAAAGCAUGUGGUCUUUGGCAAGGUCGUCGAGGGCAUGGAUAUUAUCCAAAAGGUCGAAUCGUACGGCUCCACCACUGGCAAGACUGCCAAGCGAAUCUUCAUUGAGGACUGUGGCGCCUUAUAACUUGGCAACACAAUCCCUCCACCACCAAUAACAUUAACAAACAACUAGUUAGUUUACACCCAUAUACGCACACACACAUUGGUCCCAAAAAUGAACUAGUUCCGUUCCGUAGCAUUCAUAAACAGUGUUGUAUUCGCCCUCAAACAAGAGAAACACUUAAUGAAAUGAGCUGAGGCAUUGCAUAUGUA
This is a messenger RNA of Drosophila obscura, 832 nucleotides long. RefSeq names its product peptidyl-prolyl cis-trans isomerase. Gene Ontology annotation, cellular component: intracellular membrane-bounded organelle. Gene Ontology annotation, biological process: protein peptidyl-prolyl isomerization; protein folding. The record is from RefSeq and is a predicted model, not a curated record. Gene Ontology annotation, molecular function: peptidyl-prolyl cis-trans isomerase activity. The transcript is spliced from 2 exons. The coding region runs from base 150 to 644 and encodes 164 amino acids. Lineage: Eukaryota; Metazoa; Arthropoda; Insecta; Diptera; Drosophilidae.